UGUAACUAUGUUCUCUGUUUACUGUUUUCAAUCACAAUUAUUUUUAUCUCUGAUAUUUUACUGUCAUCAUUUUUUUCUAAUGUUGGUGUCGACAAUUUGUUUAUUUAUGAUAUAUCUUUGUGUCUAGUAUUAUAUAAAUUAUUUUUAUUAACCUAAACACUUGGUUGACCUACCCUGGUCUUAAAUAGUGUUGAUCUCAAAAUGAUGGAUCCAGAGUCUCCAGUUGAAUCUGAUGGUCAUCAACACCACCCACCCUCAAUGCUAGAUGAUGGAUUACUGAUUGAAUUUGUUCGUAAUGUGAGGAAAACCUGGGCUGAAAAGUUGGAAUCCAUGGUUGAAGAUUAUUUGGUUCAAUUUGAAACGAACAGUAAUUCACAAAUUAUAUUUAUUAUCAAUUUUCUUUUGGCUGCAUGGUUUUCUGAGAUUGAAGAGACCGAUGACUUAAGACGGAACCGAAUUAAUUAUGUUUUCAAUCAACUUUUACUUCGGAUUGAUUCAAAAACCGCUAAUAGUGACUUUUCUAAUCGUUGGCUAAUUUACAAGCUCAUGGAAAAUUUAAAUAUCAAGGUGGAUCAAAGUAAAUGGUCGGUUGUGAAUUUACAAAUAACUCUUAGGCAAGAGGAAAUUGGCCGAGAGUUGUUGCAGUUUAUUGAGCCAGCUUCAACAAUAGAUGUCGACCAAUUAAUUUCUAUAAUUAAAAGCAUUAUCAAAGCUAACCCUUGGUUUGGUGAACUGGUUGUUGAAAAUUUAAAGACAUAUCCAUUUCUUAAGGUGCGUUCAAUUACAGAUCCAGAUAUCAGCCGUAAAGACUACAAUUUGGGUCUCGCAAUUUGUCAAUGUCUGGAAGAAGCUAUUGAGCGAUCUGACUAUGCUUCAGUCUAUAAAUUAAUUAAUAUAGUACCUGAUGAUGAGAUAAAUUCAAAUGAAAUAUUAACUAGCUUAAGAAAACUUAUACAAGCAAUUUUAACUAGUGACUAUGAAAUACUCGACUUGGAUCAAUUCUAUUCGGCAAUUGUUGGUCGAUCAACUGACAAAUUGGCUAAAUUAGUUUCUCAGAUGGAUUGGAAACUAAGAGCUCAAGGUGACCCUUACAUGUAUCACGAUGGGCGAAUUAAUUCAUCAAUGGUUGAUGAUAAUCUAAACAAAUCUUCCUCUUCCUCAUCAUCAAUUAUCGUCUUGAAAGAAAGGUCUAUUGAUAAUGAGGUGUCUCCUAUUCUUAACAAAAAAUUGUCCAGAGCUAGUAAUGCUAGCGAUGCAACUUUGAGAAGUAUCAAUGAUUUACCUGACGGAAAGCUGUUUAAUAUUAUUCUAGACCAUGAAACUAAAGAAUGGAACGUUGACAACUGUUUUUUAUUAGCAACAAUCGAGAAAAAACAUUUCCUUCUCGAACUUCUUUCAGCUCCUUUUUCUCAUUUCCAUGUGAUUCCAGACGAGCUCAAAUUAAUAUUUCUACUUGAGAUUAUUUACAAUUCUCCCAAUCCUCAUCAUUUUAAUCAAUCUCAUUUCAGUGCGAAGUCAUCUUUUUCGUCAACUGUACAUUUUUCGGAAAGUUUUCAUGACUCAUCAGAAGCCAACAAGUCUUUCAACGAGCUUCGAGAAUUGAUAAACUCAUUUUGGUUUAAUAGCUUACUCGAAUCAAAGCCAAUUUUAUCCUACGUAAAAGCUAAACUUCAAUGGAUCUUCAAGUGUAUUGAUUUGUGCCUCAAAAUAGAUCCAAAUCUCAAAUAUUGGGAUAAUCUCGGUGUUAUUUUCAAAAUGCUAUCUCAAGGAGCUUCACCAUUAACAGUUUUCAAUAAAUUUGGUAUUCUCAAUGCAGCUUUAGAAUCAGAAUCCGGUAACAAUGAUGUUAACAAAGAGGCUCUCGAUUUACUAACUGAAAGUGGCCAGUCUGAAUUAAUGAUUUGGUAUGGAUAUCUUGCCGUUAAAUUAGCAGUAAUGUGGAUUUUCAACAAUAAUUCAACAGAAGAAGAAAUUAUUGACCUACCAAACCAAAUAUCAAGUCUAAUCAACAAAAUAUUACCUUUAUCUUUCCGAUUAGAAGUUCUUGAAAAUUUGUAUUCUCUUCUAUUUCUCACAUCAAGAGAUGUUAUUGAACCAUAUCUCCCUGGAAGCAGCGAAGAAAUUUACACAGAUGAAAAUGGUUCUCAACAACAAGAAACGUCUGAUGAUAUAAUUGAAAUUUCAUCUGUCAAAACAACGCCAGCCACAGCUAGUGAUUCAAUCUAUUCAAAUAGUUCACUCAAUGCGAGCUCAAUACUUCCAGCACUUUCAGAUUCAUCCUCAUCAACCUUCAUGUUUCCCAAUAGUUUGAUACCUGCAUAUUUAAUACUCCUUAAGGACUGUGUUCUCAAAGCGCAAGCAAGCCUGUUCGCUUUUAAACGUCGCCUUAACGAUUCUAAAACUGAAACCUCUGAGAAAGGAUUUAACGAUGUCUUUGUUGAAUCAGCAAUUGUUGGUUAUGAUGAAUGUAAAAGUCGACUUCGAUCUCUUAUGGACUAUAUUAAUGACUCACAAUGGAGGUAUUCAGUUAUUGAACCAGCCAUUGUUGAGCAACGUGUUUCAGCCGUGGCAGUUAAUAGUGCUAUCGUAGCCGAUAACCAUGAUGAUCUAUCACCUUCCAUAAGUAGAGGGGAAACAGAAGAUGCAGCUGAGAAAUCAAUUUUAGAAUCUGAUGAAAUUCCUGAUGAGCUACCUAAAGAAGAAAGCAAGAAGGAUGAAUUUUUCUCUUCACUAAUUCCUUGUAUGUUGGCAUCUCCUGAUCAAUUGCUUCGUUACUGUUUAAUUGAGAAUCAAAUUGAGCGAGCUAAGCAAGUUUACAAAUUAUUUGCUGACUCUUUGGCUGACACUGAAGAAGCAUUUGAACUGCUGAUAACAGAAAAAACGUUAGAAUUGACACAAAAGUGUCGAGGUUUCUUUACGACUUCAAAGACCCCAGUUUCACCUAAAUCACCUAAUUCAGCACAAUCACCUCGAUCUUCAAAAAUUACACAAAUUCAAAAAAUUUUACACGAUUUCUUGACCAAAAUGGAUGAACAAACACACGGAGAUGUUGAUACCAAUCGUUUAUUGAUCGACUAUUCAAUUUGCUCAGCUUCAUGUCUCGAGUUUUCUGAGAUCAUAUUGGAAAGUUGUUUUCAGUCCAAAAAUCUUGACUCGAAAAAUGAAUAUGAAGAAAUUAUGUAUGAAUUCAUCAAUCGAGUUACUUCACUAUUAUUACUUUUCAAAGACUCGGAAACAUUAAGAACAACCAGUUUAGCAACAUUGUUUUCUCUAUAUUCUGAUUCGAGUCUUUUUACCAAUCCUAAAAUAUUAAUUGCUGAGAAGGGUAGAAUCAGUGCAAUCAAGCGUUAUCUUAAUGAUCUUCGUUCACUUUUGAUUGCUGACCCAGUUGAUCCAACAACGUUAUCAUCACCUGUUUCUCCUGAUUCUCGACCUUUGACCAUUCAAUACCAAAAACUUAUCUCCUGUUUUCCCAGUGGUAAAUUCAAUUAUCUCAAAGCUUUGUUCUAUCAUGUUCGAAAAGUGUCUGAAGCAUUGAGUGAAGCACAAAAACGAAGUGAAAAUUUCGCUCGAGCUCUUGUCAGUGCUGAUUCAAUCUCAAUGAGUACACUGUCAAAACAUGGAACUUAUUUCUCAGUUUUAUAUAAAAGUCCAUCAGCUAUUCUCUGCUCUCUUGUCAUUAAAUAUGGAAUUUCGCCUAAAGUAGUGGACGAUCUAGCUACAGAUAUGAAAGUAGAUCUUCUUGGAACUCUUUGCUCAGUUACUUGCCCACAAAUUCCCACAACAUCUAAACACGAUGACAGCUCAUGUGAUUUCACUUUGAUCGACAGUUUCCACCCUGCCCUUUGCGAGCUUAUUCAAUGUUAUUUGACUGGAUCUCAUUCAAUGGAGAACUCAGUUCUCAUCCAGAAUCAUUUUGACGAUGAAAGAACGUCUCAAGAUGAAAGUGAAAAAUCGAUCAUCAAAAAUCAAGAGUUGAUAAACUAUUUCAGGACUAAGAGUUGGGUUUUAGUUAGUUUACUCAAGCUUCUUGGGCUUAUUAGUGUUGAUGAAGAUACCAAGGAUAAAGAGGGUUCAGUUGGAUCAGACAUGAUCUUGAAUCCACAAUCACCUUUACAGAAAUGGUUAUCUCUGGUUAAAACAACGAUUGGUACAAAUUCACGAGAAGAUCCUAUUUCGUUAACAGCUUUAGCUCUUCAUCCUCGAAUCCCGGUUCAUAACUCUACCGUUAUGAGAGCUUUGGAAAGAUGCGCAAUUAAUCAUGAUUACAUCCAAAUUCACCGAAUGCUCCAGCUUCUUGAUCUUAAAAAUGCCAAUUCGUCACUGGAAGCUCUUUCAACGGCUUUACUUUUAAAGCUGACUAAAGAAACAAAUGAAGUCAAAUAUGCUCUCCAGAUGAGCUGCGCUCGAACUAUGAGAGAUCUUGUUGUUGAGCUUAUCUUCAAUACAUCAUCUUAUUCGGAUACAAGUAAUGCUGAACGUGCUCUUAAAUCAGCUAUCUCGCGAGCUGAAAAGAAUCCAAUUCAAUCAGAAUCAUCUCCAGUUCUAGACAGCUUGCGAUCGGCUUUAAAAACCAUAAAUAUCUACGCCAAAAUUGCCACUUUAUCUGGUCUCAAAUCAUGGAAAGAUGCCUAUGACAAUCUAUCUGAAGUUGACAUUUUAACUAUCUUAAAAUCUAAAAAAUGUUACUCACUGACAGCAGCUUGGGAUGAAACGAUGAAAAAGAAUAAACAAGUGUCAGCAUUUAAUCGAAUAUUUUCUGCCACAAAUUUACAGAUGGAUGCUGAGCUUGAUCUUGAAGUUGAAAGAUUACGGUAUGAGUUAUUGUUGUUGGCUUUUUGUGAAAAAUCAUCUCAAAAAUCUAGUACAAACCUUGAUACAUCAACAUCAUCUUCAUCUUCAUUAUCAGAUCUUAAGAUCCUUAUUUCAGCAAUCCGGGAAGUUCAUCUUGAUCCUUGCCUGUUGAUUGAAAAAAUAUUACCAGCAGUUGAUGAUUGGGACGCUAAAGAAAUUCUAGUCAAAUAUUUGCUUCAAGACCCAUCAAUUCAAUCACAAGCAGACAAAAUCGAUCAUUAUAAUGACUAUUUUCUGGGAAUAAAAAUUAUUAAAACGCUCAGACCUGAAGCAAGAAUCUAUUAUGAACAAUUAACUGUCAAACCUCUCCUAGUUGUGGAACAAAUGCUGAUGAAUCUAGAAUAUGAAUCGCUAGAGAAAGUGAUUAGAGCUCAAAGAUUAAUCAAGUGUGAUCAUCUAAUUGAAAUUUAUGCUCGUAAAGCAGUGGACGUUGAAAUAGUAGACAAUGAUUCUAUGACUGGAUCAGAAACUACACUUAUUUCAUCAUCAAUCCUAACGGAACCCUUUGGACCACAUAACAGUCCAACAGUUUUUCGAAUGCCAGCCACUGUACCUUCCAAGGAACAAUGGAUACCUGAUAGUAAAGUUUCCGUUUGUAUGUUAUGUAAAUUGGAAAAAUUCUCUAUGUUUAAUAGGAAACAUCAUUGUCGUCGUUGUGGUCGAGUUGUUUGUGGAACUUGCUCACAAAAAUUCCUUCUCAUUCCUGAGAUCUCAGUUCGUCAAGCAGUUCGUGUCUGCGAUGAUUGUCACACUCAAACUAAACUAGACUCGGCCUCACAAUCUCGAAAAGAGUCAAUAUCAUCUUCAACUUCUUCCAGUGGUGAACCUACAGUUGAAUGGAUCCUUUCCUCUGCUGAACAUGACAACGAAAGCAUUCGGGAUGAAUUUUAUUUUGAAUCAGCUCCUAGUAGUUCGCUAUGCUUAUCACUUCUCAAGCUUCAUUCAGAUAAAAAGCAGUGUGCCAAAGUGAUUAUCGAACAGUUAAGCCGUCCACUUUUUGAAAUACUUUCCUCCAACCGAGUAGAUUAUGGUCUCAUCAUUAAUCUCAUCAAAUCUCUACUUCUCUCAGCCAAAGUUCUCAUAAAUGAUGAAGAAUCAAAGUUAAUUAUUGAAAUUGAUUUUCUUUUAAGUCGCGUUGAUAUUGUCAAAAUGCUUGUUGAAGGUAAUUGUCCUCAUCGUGAUCUGAUUGCCCAUGUUAUUUCCAAAGAAGACGCUUCGCUUCGAUUACAGGAAAAGCUGGUUGAAAUGGAGAGAUUUGAUUUAGCUUAUCAUAUAGCAACUAAGUAUGGAACAAAUUUGAAACAAAUUUGGAAGACCUGGGCCAUGGUUUGUCUUAAACAUUGUCAAUUUGCUGAUGCAAGGAAAAAGUUCAAACCAUGUUUUGGAAGUAAAUCAACCAAUAACAAAAGUGACAUUAAUAGUAAAUUGCUGCAAGAAAUUUUUCAAGUGUUUGAAACUAUCAAAGAAAAAGUUAAUCAGCUUCCAUUGCGAGAUCGUUGUAAAGCCAUCAAGACAGGUCAAAUUGUCAAUUUAGGAAGACAAACUAAAGUUCCCAAUCCUGAUGAUGGUUGUUUACCCCAAGUACUUAUUGACGAAGGUCUAUUUUAUUUGAAAAAUUAUGGUUCCAAAGAAGAUGAAUUACGUUUCUAUGUGCAAUUUGGUUUACUCAAGAAUGCUGUCCAAUUGUUCUUGGCUGAACCCAAUAACGGCGCUUUUAAUAAUCUUUUUGUUACUAAACUAUUGUUACCUUGUACACAAACUGGGUCUUUUAAAAAGCUGCUCUCAACAUUCACUUCAGUUGAUCCAACAUUGGCUAAAUCAUGGAAAUACUGGAUCUAUGCGUGUAAAUAUUUGUCUAGUAAUAACUUCUAUCACAUACUCCAUGGUAUUCAAGUUUUUAUGGGUGAUUACAUUCGAGCUGCAAUGACUCAAAUAAACUUCUUUAUCUCUCCAAAAGUCACCGAUUACAGUCAACUCCAUAGUCGUUUGGAUCAUUUAGCUCAAGCUAAGCAACACUGUCAAGAUUUUCUAAGCAACCGUGGUCAAUUAAAUAAAGGCUGUCUCGCAUUUUCUAGUCAAGAAGUCACUAAACAAAUCAACGUAAUCAACCUUCAAAUUGACAUAACCAACAAGCUGUUUGCAAAAAAGAUAACUUUACCAAGUGCCUUAGUUGAUAUCGCAGACGAGAAAGAAACUGUUGAUCUUAAGGAGGCAAAGAAAUUUAGAUCAGCAAUCGAAAAGGAAACAAGCAAUAAUGGUUCAAGUCCACUUUUUGUGCCUACAUUACUCGACGACAAUAUAGCAUCAAAGAUACAAUUAACUGUUUUAGUUAUUCUUGAAUUAGGAUCAAAUAUCAGUGAAGGUCUUGAAAUGGCUCAGCAAAUUAUCCAGAAUUAUAGCUUAGACAUUACUCAUGUAUAUCGAUUGUGUGGCAAAGUUUUGGCGCAAAGUAAUAAGGUCAAUCUGGUUCAAUUGGUUAAUCAAUUAAUUGACUGUAUUCGUCUUUCUCACGACCCUUCGGAAAGUAUCAAUCUUUGUGAUGAUAUGCUUGCAACCACAAUUCGUUAUACUACAGAACCUCAACUCUCCGAUCAAUUGAUUAAAAUGAUGAACAAUGAUCUGAACAAAAUUGAUGCUUACAUUUUAACCGAGAAACUUAAAUCAGCUUACCUUUUAGCCGUUCGUCUUCAUAGGAUUGACGAUGUACGUCGUGUAUUGGAUGCAAGUGUCCGACUUAAACAAGAUAAUUUAACCAAGAUCUGUCAAUUAUGGCUGGAUAAAAAUUGCUAAACUAUCUGUCAUUCCAUCAAACAAAUAUUUUUAUAAUCAUUUUCACCAAAUCAAGUUGAUAAGGCUCAGAUCAUUUGCUACAACAUUAUUGAAAUUGUUAUGUUUUUUAAUCAAAGAAAAAAUUCCAAAUUAUCUUAUAUCACUAUGCCAAUAACAUAAUGAAAAUUAAAACAUUAGAACCUAAAUAAAUUUAUACUUUCUAUUGUU
Messenger RNA from Tetranychus urticae (two-spotted spider mite), 7851 nucleotides. It is a transcript of the gene Sptz, whose product is annotated as zinc finger FYVE-type containing 26 spastizin. Gene Ontology annotation, biological process: mitotic cytokinesis; regulation of cytokinesis; double-strand break repair via homologous recombination. Lineage: Eukaryota; Metazoa; Arthropoda; Arachnida; Trombidiformes; Tetranychidae. The record is from RefSeq and is a predicted model, not a curated record. Gene Ontology annotation, cellular component: midbody; lysosomal membrane; centrosome. Gene Ontology annotation, molecular function: metal ion binding; phosphatidylinositol-3-phosphate binding.